UACUUUAAAAGGUUGGGUUUAUAUUUUUAAUAAGCUACUCAAACACUUUGGGACAGAGAUAAGCUAUAAGCACAUUUGUGAAAGUUUUACCUGCUUGCUGAUUGUGAUUGUACAAAGUGCAGCAUACUUUUACUUUUGCUCUCUCUGCCUCCUCAGAUGUCUUUGAUAAAAAUUGUCCCAAGGUAAGAGAGGUGGCAAAUGGUAGGUGGGGUUGGAAUUUAGAGAAAACUUCAAAGCAACACCGUACCACGCUUGUACCUCUUGCGAGGCUUCCUUUUAAAGAAGUUAUCAAUUAAGAGAGAUUGUCUUCUUUCUGCAGGGAGAAUCUUGCUAGUGACAUGUAUCUUAUAUCGCAGAUGGACAGUAAUCAGUACAUGCCAAUCACCAUGGUUGCUAACCUGGGCCACAUCAAGAAGCUUAGCACCGACAUGGACUUGAUUGUCGAAGUGCUGAGGUCUUUACCUUUAGUCCAAGUGGACGAGAAGGGAGAAAAAGUGAGGCCAUACCAGAACCGCUGCAUAGUCAUCCUGCGCGAGGUAUCUGAGUCCACCCCCGUAGAGGAAGUAGAAGCACUAUUUAAAGGAGACAACUUACCAAAGUUCAUAAACUGUGAAUUUGCCUAUAAUGAUAAUUGGUUUAUUACAUUUGAGACAGAGGCAGACGCACAACAGGCGUACAAAUAUCUGCGAGAAGAAGUCAAAACUUUUCAAGGAAAACCAAUUAAGGUGCGGAUAAAAGCAAAGGCAAUAGCUAUAAACACAUUUUUGCCAAAGAACGGCUUCCGGCCCCUGAACUUGAGCCUCUACACGCAGCAGCGCUACACGGCCUCGUUCUACUUGCCUUCGUUCUACUUGCCUCCGGUCUACAGCGCCCAGCAGCACUUCCCUCUCUACAGCCUGGUCGCCCCCCAGGCCUGGUCAGCCACACACAGCUAUCUCAACCCGCCCCUGGUAACUCCAUUUCCAAAUGCUGGAUUUAUAAAUGGGUUCACGUCUCCCACCUUCAUACCUGCAGCAUUUCCUCUGGCCUCCCUCAGACAGUACCCUCCAGGAAGCAGGAACCCUAGUAAUUCUCAUCCAUGCCAUGCCAUCCCCAGUGCAGAGAGAGGGCCUGGGCUCCUGGAAAGUCCUUGCAUGUUUACCUUCACUGAGGAUCAGCUGAUUAAUGGUGUCCAGAGCCCGCAGAUGAGGCCGGCAGGUCAGCCUCAAGCACGGGCACAGAACCCUCCAGCCUUCGCCAAGAGAGACGCAGGGCCGGGGCGCGUGGAGCCGAGCAGUCUGGAGCCCUCCCCUGGCUUAGGUAGAGGAAGGUGAGUGCUUAGAAAAACUCCCUUUGGCUUCCAGAAGAAGAGCGAGGAGAAGUUCACAAGGAGUCAGACUCAGUCUCCAACACCACCCAGGCCUCCGUCCCCCAGCUUUGAAUUAGGGCUGUCCAGCUUUCCCCCGCUGCCCAGGGCAGCAGGGCAUCUGAAGACAGAGGAUUUGUUUGAGAACAGGCUGUCUGGAUUGCUCACAGGAUCGUCCAAAGAAAGGAGCCUAAACGCAGAUGCCAGCAUGAACACUCUUCCCACGGUAGUCCCCCAAGAGCCCUUGUUGCCGGCCCCCUGUGCCACACCCACCACCAUCGAGCAUGCUCCCUUCCUCCCCCGCCCGCCCAAGGAUCCCAAGGUGGUGGAGAAGCAGAGGGACACCACAAAUGUGUUCAGACUUCCUCCUGUCCUGAGUACAACCGCCAGCAAAUCUGUGCAGGUGAACGGCGCCACCACGGAACUGCGAAAACCCAGCUACGCAGAGAUCUGUCAGAGGACGAGUAGGGAGCCGCCGCCGCCCCCACUGCAGCCCCCAAAAGAGCAGAAGCUAAACACUGUCGGCUGUGGGAAGGAAGAGAGGAAGCUCGCCGAGAGGGAGCCCCCUGCCCCCAAGUCCAGCCCGAAACCACCCAGAGACCAGAGGAGGCCACUGGGGCACCGGCCCUCACCCCCAGCUGCGGGGCAACAUCCGCACAGAGAACAGAGCACCCUCCCCAGGUCCCCUCAGUGAGUACCAAGGUCUGGCGGGCUGCGAGGAGCUGGGGUCGCCACAACGAAGCACUGUCCCUCUCGAGACGGGAGUGAGCUGCUGGUUAGGAGGUUGCAGUGUAGAUAAGGUCCCCGAGGUGCCUGCAAGUUAUUUUUCUUCUAUGAGUCGGAUUUCCCCCCUCUUGAAAAAAAUCUAUUUUUCAGGAUUUAAUUAAUAUAAAUCUUAUUUUAGGUUGGUGCUUAACUGGAGAUGAUGCAUAAGUCUGAUUUUUUUCAGGAUAUAAAAUGCAUUUAUCCUAACAAAUUGAUAUUUUUUAUUAAACCUCCAUGUGACUAUGAAUGCAAGCUAUAUAUAUAGUGAGUUUUUCUAAAUUAAGCAGAACUAUGCUACUUCAUUUUUUAAAAUAACUGGUUAGCAAGUGCAUAUCUCUAAGAUGUCCAGACCGAUGGAUGAGGCUGAGGACAGUGGGACUGAGGCACGGGGCAAUGCUGAGUGUAGCCCGGAGGUGGUAUGGGUCAGAGGGCGCCGCACGCUGGCCUGGAGGUGUCCAUCCAUUCAGAAUCUUGACAAGGGUUCUAGCAUUUUCUUAAGUCUAGCCCGUUUUGAUCGCCUGGGCAGAGUGACCCUGCAGAGCACCCCAAGAGCCCUCCUGUCCUGCCAGCAAGUAACCAGCUUCUCACUCCAGUCUCAAGUGGCUGUUAUGUGAGAUAAACCCAAAGCACAUUGUGAAUGGAACCUACAUGAGAACAUAAACUUUGUUGCCCACUGACACGUUAUCGCAAAAUGAUACCCUGAUGUUGUCUUACUCCCGCGAGCUGGCAGGGAGGGUGUGGAGCCUCCCCAUCCCUCU
Messenger RNA from Vicugna pacos (alpaca), 2868 nucleotides. The record is from RefSeq and is a predicted model, not a curated record. NCBI's taxonomy places the organism in Eukaryota, Metazoa, Chordata, Mammalia, Artiodactyla, Camelidae.